Rotaria sp. Silwood1 is the source of this 270-nucleotide messenger RNA. The record is from the annotation of a GenBank genome assembly. Lineage: Eukaryota; Metazoa; Rotifera; Eurotatoria; Philodinida; Philodinidae.
AUGAAAUUUCUCGUUAUAGAUGAAACUAACCGAAUAUUAGAUACAGAAUUGGAACUUGAUAUACGAAAAUUAGCAAGUCUUUGUUUAUCAUUACAAGAAGAACGAGUUCCAUGGAUAUUUUUCGCAACAUUUUCUAAUCAAUUACAACAAUUAGCAAAACAUGUCCUUUGUGAAGAUCAUAUUUUUUUCUAUGAGAGUGCAAAUGUCGAUGUAGCACAUACAAUCGAAGAAGUACCAUUUACAAAGAAACAAGAUCUGAACGUUGUUUGA